AAGCUCCUUCUGAGAGCCAUCUAUCUUUCUUUCAUCUACUUCCUCCCCUUUGUCACGAGCCCCCUCGCCCUCCUCGUCCCCAGCUUUCGCGACCAUGUCUGGUACAAGUUCCUGACCAUGUCGCUGGGGCACUCGGGAGCGGCGUUCAUCAAGUGGGGCCAGUGGGCGUCUGUGAGGCCGGACAUCUUCCCCCUCAAACUCUGCGACGUUCUCUCGCACCUUCACAGCAACGCUCCCAAGCACAGCUGGAAGCACACCAAGCAGGAGGUUGAGAGAGCCCUUGGCUGCUCGAUCGAGAGAUACUUCGAGCGCUUCGACCGCGAGGCCUUCGCGUCCGGCAGCAUCGCUCAAGUUCACUUUGCCACCCAUAACGGGCAGAAGCUGGCGGUGAAGGUUCGGCACCCCAACGUGAAGGAGCAGAUCGCCUCGGACUUCCGUAUCAUGCGCGCGUUCGGCUCGUUCGUCGACAGCAUCCCCGGGCUGCACUGGCUGAACCUCGAGGCUUCGAUGGAGCAGUUCUCUCACACCAUCGCCUCUCAGACGCGGCUGGACGUUGAGGCCAACCACCUCGACAUCUUCAACGACAACUUCCGGGCCCAGAGGCAAAUAUGCGGCUUCCCCAAGGCUGUCUUCUGCAGCGAGAGCGUGUUGGUAGAGACGUUCGAGGAAGGGUCACUUGCUACACACAUGGUGCUGCCCAUCAACCGCGCCAAGGCGAGGAAGAGCAGGUCAUGGUGGCCUCUUGGUUCGCUAUCGAGCCUCCUCCAUUCUUGCCUGCGCUGCUUUCACGUCGAGGAGGAGAUGGAGGAAACGCUAUCGUCGACAGGGCACUUCAUCGUAGCCAAGGGAGAAGACAUGUACCUGCAGAUGCUUCUCAAGGACAACUUGAUGCAUGCAGAUCUGCAUCCGGGCAAUAUACUCCUGCAGCACAACAACUCGCUGCACCACAACCCGAAGAUCAUUCUCCUCGAUGCUGGGAUGGUUGCCCAGCUCAAGGCUGACGAGCAAGACAACUUCAUCGGACUGCUCAAGGCGAUUGGCAAGGGCGACGGGUCCAUGGCCGCAGACUUCAUCCUCCGCUUCUCGUGCAACCAGACGUGCACCUCUCCCGAGCUUGUCGAGCUCUUCCGCCAGGACAUGGUGAGGCUCUUCGCCGAGCACUGCCGCGGGUACGGCCAUGGCGUACACAUCGGCAAUGUCCUCCGCCUCAUCCUGCAGACCCUCAGGGUCCACAAAGUCCGUGUGGACGUCAACUACGUGACACUCGUCCUCAAUAUCCUCUGCCUCGAGGGGCUCGCGAGCGCGUUCCAGCCUGACUAUAACCUGUUGGACGGAGCUCGGCCGCUGCUGGAC
This is a messenger RNA of Guillardia theta CCMP2712, 1353 nucleotides long. RefSeq lists its product as hypothetical. The annotation marks the transcript as partial. The record is from RefSeq and is a predicted model, not a curated record. Gene Ontology annotation, biological process: protein phosphorylation. The transcript is spliced from 2 exons. Gene Ontology annotation, molecular function: protein kinase activity; ATP binding. Lineage: Eukaryota; Cryptophyceae; Pyrenomonadales; Geminigeraceae.